AUAAAUAAUAUUUUACAUAUUGAUAAUAAUUAUUAUUUCAAGGAAUAUUUGACUUUUGUUAACCUUAUUAUUAUGCACAAGGUUGACCAACGUUGUUAUUAAUUGUUGCACAAUAGAAAUGCAUAAUUAUAUCCGAGCGCACAUAAACAUUGUUUCAAUUGUUUCAAGUAUAUAAAGAACGAUAAAAUAAAUUAAACAUAAGAAAUUGGUAACUAUUACGAACGGUCACAUGUAAUUUAAUUGAAGAAAAUAUUACACAUGUAUCGAUCAAAGAUACCAUAGAAACGCGCCAUAAGCUCGUAUCGUCGACAAAUUCAUUCCGUUGUCAAAUCAAGAGUUAAAAAUUGAGCUACUCAUAUGACCAACAUGCCUGUCGAUCAAAUUCAGUAUUCCGAAAGAUACACCGAUGAUAAUUACGAAUACAGACACGUCAUUCUUCCUAUGGAUAUAGCGGUACAUGUACCUAAAACACAUUUAAUGUCGGAAACUGAAUGGCGUAAUUUAGGGGUUCAGCAAAGUCCUAGGUGGGUUCAUUAUAUGAUGCAUAGUCCAGAACCACAUGUCUUGCUUUUUCGUCGGCCAAGAAAUCAAAGAGGAAAACGUCUAGUGUAACAAAUAAAUCUUUUUAUAUAAAAAUACGUAAUUGAUGAACUUUUUUUUUGAAGAGGAAAAGUACAUUUAUGUAUACUACUUACAGCAUAUAUAUACAGUAUAUAUAUAUAUAUAUAUAGAUUUAUAUACAUAUGUUUGUGCAUGUACAUACAGUGUAAAAAUAAGUAGUUUAUAUGUAAAUUUUUAAGCAAAUAAUUAUAAGCAUUAAUUUGUUUUAAAUAUAAAUUAAAGUGCCUUUGUAUUUUAUGAUGAUAACGAUUUGUUAGUUAUCUAAGUAUUUUGCUUACAAAUAUAUAUUUAAAUUCCAAUGUAUUGAGUACUUUACAUAAUUUUUUUUAUUAAAUUUUGGUUAACAUCUUCAUUUAUGAAUAUAUUAUAUAUUCCAUAUUUACUUUAAUUUUAGGUGAAGAGACCACACAUAAUGGAUACACGUAUCCAUAGAUGAUAUAUGAAUACAAUAAUAAUAUGCAAUCUAUUACUCGUAUCGUACAACGUCGU
This is a messenger RNA of Polistes dominula (European paper wasp), 1110 nucleotides long. Its product is annotated as cyclin-dependent kinases regulatory subunit 1. The record is from RefSeq and is a predicted model, not a curated record. NCBI's taxonomy places the organism in Eukaryota, Metazoa, Arthropoda, Insecta, Hymenoptera, Vespidae. Gene Ontology annotation, molecular function: cyclin-dependent protein serine/threonine kinase regulator activity.